This is a messenger RNA of Labrus bergylta (ballan wrasse), 596 nucleotides long. RefSeq names its product NDUFA4 mitochondrial complex associated a (gene coxfa4a). Lineage: Eukaryota; Metazoa; Chordata; Actinopteri; Labriformes; Labridae. The record is from RefSeq and is a predicted model, not a curated record.
GCCUUUCCUUCCGCUCAAACCUGCAGAUGAAAUUGCGCAGCGCUCUGGCAACACUGUCGGUAAUCCGUUUAUUCCUGUACAAAUUGAGAUAAAUCCAUCUAAACAACUACCAAAAAAAUGCUCGCCACAGUCCGCAAACAGCUGAGAAGCCACCCAGCCCUGAUCCCACUCUUCUUCUUCAUCGGUGGAGGAGCAGCCAUGUCCAUGAUGUACCUGGCACGUCUGGGCCUGAGAAACCCUGAUGUCUGCUGGGAUCGCAAGAACAACCCAGAGCCCUGGAACAAGAUGGCCCCCACUGAUCAGUACAAGUUUUACGCUGUUAACAUGGACUACAGCAAGCUGAAGAAGCAGGGCCCAGAUUUCUAAACAUCACGUCUGCUGGACCAAAAGUACAAAGACGAGCUGAUCCGCACAGCGCUACGUUGAACUAUCUCCUGGAGCCUGAGGGAUGCAGAGGCUUCACCCGCACAACGAUUCAUAUUUAAGUUUCCCCAUUGCAUCUCAUUGGUUCUUUUGAAACCGUGUCUAUUGAUUUUGAUUGUCAGUGGUUGUCAAUAAAUUGAAGGAGUCUUUUCUCCUCCAUACAGAGAAAAUAA